Tuber melanosporum (Perigord truffle) is the source of this 5548-nucleotide messenger RNA. RefSeq lists its product as uncharacterized. The coding region runs from base 1 to 5094 and encodes 1697 amino acids. Gene Ontology annotation, molecular function: histone demethylase activity; DNA binding. Gene Ontology annotation, cellular component: nucleus. The transcript has 9 exons. Gene Ontology annotation, biological process: chromatin remodeling. Lineage: Eukaryota; Fungi; Ascomycota; Pezizomycetes; Pezizales; Tuberaceae. The record is from RefSeq and is a predicted model, not a curated record.
AUGCCAGCUGCUGCCUCGUCAGCGUCUUCGGCGGCCGCGUCCUCUGCCAGGCCGUCCCCUCGCGCUCCAUCGACAAGAAUCAAAGGAGGUGGGGGACACGGGGGAGGAGGUGGUGCCCCUAGUAAUCUUCCAGGCCCUGGUGGAUAUCAAUCCGCUCCUUUGAGCUCUCGGAAGGCACAACCUUUGGAUAUGUUGACUGUAGAGAGGAGGAGUUCAUCAUCAAAGGAGAACCCCAAGAGGAUAAGGCCCCAUGGACUUCAGGAAGCUCCAACCUACAGACCUACAGCGGAGCAGUUCAAGGACCCUUUCGAGUACAUAAAAAGUAUUGCAGAGGAAGGGAAGAAGUACGGAAUUAUAAAGAUCAUUCCUCCGGACACCUGGAAUCCGGAAUUCGCGGUUGAUACCGAGCGGUUCCACUUUCGAACAAGACGGCAGGAGCUCAACUCCGUUGAAGGAGGCACUAGGGCAAAUUUAAAUUAUUUAGACCAGUUGUCCAAAUACCACAAGCAACAUGGUACGAAUUUGAACCGAUUCCCGUCGGUCGAUAAACGCCCAUUAGAUCUCUAUCGGUUGAAGAAGGCCGUAGAAAUUAGGGGCGGAUUCACUAAUGUUUGCAAGCACAAGAAAUGGGCCGAGAUUGGUAGAGAUCUGGGGUAUUCGGGAAAGAUUAUGUCUAGUUUAUCUACCUCACUCAAGAACUCAUAUCAGCGCUACCUACAUCCAUACGAAGAAUGGGUCAAGUCUGCGAAGCCUGGUGUGCAGCAACAGAUUGAAGCAGAGCAGGGAGGUCCCAUAACACCUUCUGGAUCCCCUUUGAAAAAGCUGCCUGCAGAUAAACCGGCGAUGUCUCCGCUGAGUAGUCUACCCGAUUCGCCAGCAAUAAGAGCCUCCGCCGCGCUCAACGCCUCAGUAGUGGGGACUCCGGAAAGAUCUGAUACAGACAUGGCUGAUGCAACUCCAAUUCGCGGAUCUACGCCUGCAGUGAAUGGUGGCUUUACAGCUGUAAACACGGGGAGUGGAUUCACACCAGUCAAUUCUGGAGCUGGUGGAUUUGCCAUAGUGAACGUGUCCAAUGGUAUGAAGAGAGAACUGGAUGCCAAUAUGACCCCGAAUACUGGUAAUUCACGGAGAAGUGAGAAUGGAGCUACGCCCAGUAAGAGGAGUACUCCUGAGCUGAAGGCUGGUACAAUCCUCAAGCGGGGUCACAGCCAAGAGAAUGGCUCAGGAGCUGAUAUUAAAGAGCAGUCCAAAGAGGCCACUGCUGAUGAGUCGGAAAAUGGUGAACGAAGAAGCAAGAGACUUAAGAAGGAACCUGCACCUAUGGUUGCUGGGUCGCACAUGACUUUGCACAGGCCUUCUUCGACACCGAGGACUUUGGGCGGGGACCGAAACAAUAGUAAACCGGGAGAGAAAUGUGAAAAAUGUGGUCGUGGUGAUGAUAUGGCCAAUUUAUUACUCUGUGAGAGCUGCGACCACGGUUACCACACAUUUUGUCUCGAGCCAGUGCUCAAGAGUGUACCCGACCGGGAUUGGUAUUGUGAUAGAUGCCUUGUUGGAACCGGCGACUAUGGGUUUGCCGAUGGUGAAAUUUACUCUCUGAGGCAAUUUCAGGAAAAAGCCAACAAUUUUAAAGAUUUGUAUUUUCAAUCGAAAAUGCCCUUUGACCCAGUCUUGAAUAAAGCACGACAGGUCACUGAGGAUGAUGUUGAGAGGGAAUUUUGGAAAUUGGUGGAGAGCGUUCACGAGACUGUGGAGGUGGAGUAUGGUGCUGAUAUCCAUUCAACCACUCAUGGAAGCGGCUUUCCGACCAUCGAGAAACAGCCGACAUACCCUUACGCAACGGACCCUUGGAAUCUCAACAACCUGCCCCUGCAUCCUGAAUCUUUGUUUCGCCACAUUAAAUCUGAUGUUUCUGGGAUGACCGUGCCGUGGCUCUACGUCGGCAUGUGUUUUUCGACGUUCUGCUGGCAUAACGAGGACCAUUACACCUACUCCGCCAAUUAUCAGCAUUUUGGUGCUACGAAAACGUGGUAUGGUAUUCCUGGGAGCGAUGCAAUGAAAUUUGAGGAUGCUAUGAGGGAAGCCGUACCGGAAUUGUUUGAGCAACAGCCCGAUCUGUUAUUCCAGUUAGUAACCUUACUAACCCCGCAGCACCUUAUGAAGGCCGGGGUCAAAGUUUAUGCAUUGGAUCAGAGGGCGGGGCAAUUUGUGGUUACAUUCCCGCAGGCCUAUCAUGCAGGGUUCAAUCAUGGCUUCAAUUUUAAUGAAGCGGUUAAUUUUGCUCCCUCGGAUUGGGAGCCGUUUGGGCAGGCUGGGGUCGAAAGAUAUCUGGAGUUCCGGAAGGCUCCUGUUUUCUCGCACGAUGAACUACUUCUCACUGCCGCGGCCAGAGAUACUACCAUCAAGACUUCACAAUGGCUUGCUCCCGCACUUGCGCGUGUGCGAGACAGGGAACUUCAGGCACGUCGUGGAUUGCUUGAGCACUUGCCUGAUAUCAAACAAGCGACACUCCCCGAAGAUGAGGAGCUGAGCGAAGACCAAUAUCAGUGUGGGGUUUGUAAGGUUUACUGCUAUCUCUCGCAGAUCACUUGCCCCUGUACUCCUAAUGUUACGUGUCCAUCACAUUUCCGUGACAUCUGCGACUGUGAGGAUACAAGGCUUACUCUACGACUUCGGAUGACGGAUGAGAGUCUCGAGGAAUUGGUUCAGAGGGUACACGACAAGGCAAAUAUGCCGAAGUCAUGGGCAGUCAAGCUCGAAAAAUCCAUUGCGGAAAGUCCACGGCCGGCGCUUAAAGUACUAAAGUCCCUUCUAUCUGAGGGUGAACGGAUUCCAUGUUACAUUCCUGAGCUGGCACCGCUUAAGGCUUUUGUGGAACGUGCCCAGGAGUGGGUCGAUGAAGCGACACCUUUCAUAUCUCGCAAGCAACAAAACCGGAGAAAGAAUGAAAAGGCAUGGAGGAGGAUGGGCUCAAAGGUCGCUGAGAUGGAGGAAAAGGAGCGAGAACACAGGAAGCUUGAUAGUAUCCUUAAACUCCUGGAGAGAGCUGAGGAUAUCGGAUUCGAAUGCACUGAGAUUGAGCAAUUACGCGAACGUGCCGACCUUAUCCGGGCUUUUCAGCUACGUGCGAGGAAAGCCCUGGCGACCCCCGGAACCUUAUCUACGCCAAUGUAUGAGGAAUUGGUGGAAACUGGAAAGAGCUUCAAUGUGGACCUUGCUGAGACCGAUUUGCUGGAGAAGAUUGUGCGACAGUUAAAGUGGGCUGACUCUGCUAGAGAUGCUAGGGCAAGGUUUUUGUCCCUCACCGAGGUGGCGGAACUGAUCAAGUCAGGUCAGGAAUUAGGGAUCCCCGAUACCAACGAGCAAAUGAUGCACUUCCGAAGCCAAAAAGAGGCUGGCGAUAUGUGGGAAAAAAAAGCGAAGGAGUUGAUGAGCGUUGAGAUUGUACAUUUCCAGCAGUUGGAGGCACUUUCUGGCCAGGCAUCUACGUUACCUGUUUCUCGCGAGACGCUCGCACAGGUCGACCAAAUUCUGAACAAGCAACGGGAGGCUCAUCGCCAGAUUGUGGCAUUGUAUGAAAAGAGCAAGGAAGCGGAUUUUUACAAGAGGCCGAAGUAUAAAGAGGUUCGGGAUGUGCUGGAUGGACUAACAGAGCUACACAGCAAACCGACAGGGACAAUUGACCUGGAAAAAGAGCAGAAGCGUCACGAGGAUUGGAUGAGGCGGGGGAAGAAACUGUUUGGGAAGGCUAAUGCGCCCUUGCAUAUUCUUGCGCAGCAUAUGGCGUAUGUGGAAGGUCGUAAUAAGCAUUGUUUUUGCUUGGAGGAUAGACCGCGAACCCCGGUCGAGCCAUCCAGCAGGGAGCCGAGUCCGGAUUCCAAGAGUAAUGGACCGUUUGGUGAAGGGCCGAGGGAGGUUUUCUGCAUAUGCAGACAGCCAGAGGCUGGGAUGAUGAUCGAAUGUGAGGUUUGUCAUGAAUGGUACCACGGCAAGUGCCUCAAGAUCGCCAGGGGCAAGGUCAAGGAAGAUGAGAAGUAUACUUGUCCGAUCUGCGAUUACCGAGUCAAGAUACCACGUGACGCGGCCCGACCAAAGCUUGAGGAGCUUAUUGAUUGGCAAGCAGAGAUUGAAAACCUUCCCUUCAUUCCUGAUGAGUUGGAUUGUCUUCACCGGAUCAUCGAUGCGGCGACCAAAUUUCGGGAGUGGGUUCGUCCGUUUACAACUGCGAUUGGUCUUACGGGUGCGGAGGUGCCGACUAUGAGGUUCUAUCUCCGAAAGAUUGAAGGUGCCGAAAUCCUUCUCUCACAAGAAACCAACUUCUUCCGAACGGAGCUGCACAGAUGGAUGCCCAUCGCCCCUGACCCGCCUCCAGUUGUUGAAGUCUCCAUGUCAACCCGCAAGCCCCGCCCAACGAAGCAGCAAAAGCUGAUGGCGCAGAUGGGCAUCACGAACCCGGAUGAUCUUCCCCCUCAACUCCGAACAAAGGCACACUCCUUUUCCAAGAAGAAGCCCGUAGAAGCCAAUGGCAAACCCCCGCCACCAAUCAAGCCCGCCCCAUCAAAAGGCUCAAUGACCUCCUCCCCAGUAACCCCAACCAGCCAAACUCACCCCCUUCUCGGUCAAUCUUCCUCAUCCUCCUCUCAACCCCCUCCGUCCCAACCGCAAUUCGACUAUCCCCGCUUCGGUAGUGCUGGCCCAUCGGCACAGUCGCCAACUUUCACUCUUGCUCAUUCCUCAAACUCUAGCUCUGGAAACGGCGCCUCGUCAUCUUCCUCCCAACACCAACGCUUGGGAUCCCCAGUUCUCUUGAACAACCCCGGCCGCGGCCCAACCCUCGAUCCAGCGCUCUUCAACCCGCAGGCCUUCCCCGGUGAUCAUAGUGGACACGGCCACAGGGGGGUUGGAGGUGGACCCGGAAGUCCGCAGUAUAGCAGCGCCAAGGCAAUGUUUGACGCGCUGACUGAAGACCCGGAUCUUUACUCGAAAGAGGAGACCAGUGGUGGGGUUAGUUAUGAGGCGCUGGCGGCAGAGGCGCUGAAUACGGCUGGAGAGGCAUUGGAUGAAAAGUUGGCCGAUCAAUUCUUGGCGCCUUAGUCAGCGCACAUUGGUCCUCCUUCAUCCGGUAUUAUCAGUUUCGAGGAUGGAUGGAUAUUGUCCAGUUUCUGUUUGUUUGUUUUUCUUGUCCGCUUGCUUAUUGUAGGUUGGAUUGUGGUUUUUUCCGUUCAUUUUUUUUUUUUUUUUCCAACUCCUUCACUUUCUUGUACUUUAGGGUUUUUCAUCUCAACACCUUCGAUGACUUUUCUUUUUUUCUUUUUUCGGCAAUUAUCAUAUCAUACUUCAAAUGGUUAAUGGUGUUUAGUUUUUUCUUCACUUUUUCAUUUCUUUUCAUCAAAUUUUUAUAUUUUUUCUCUUCUCAUUAGUAUCAGUGGGUUGCUUGCUUGAUUGAAAAUUUCUUUUUUAUAGUUUACGUUCUGUUCUUACUGUUGGUAUAGGUGAUGGUGGUAUGGAACCGUAGUAUAGCCCAAAUAAAGUAUAGCCUGUUCGGAUA